CCCAACAUAGAGUCAGGGCAAAUAUUCCUAAGGCAGUAUUACAAGUCAAGUAGUAUUACAUUUGGCACCAGUGUCGGCCGUCAAGUGCCGGAAUCUCAAUCCACACGUUCUGUUUCCAUGCACAUGCAGUAUGAAACAGUUGCUGCCAACCAAGAGGGUGCUGCCAUGCUUCAACAGGCAAAUGCCAUAUUACUAUAUUAGGUUGCCAUGGGGAGGGAGCCUUCUUGAGCUUCUCCUAGCACUGGACCAGCAUGUUGCUCUUGAUCCUGUGUUCUCUGACACCUCAAUCUAAGGAUCCUGAUGGGAGCAGCUACAGCCGAUGCAGUUUCUCACCAGCGGCCAUCUGCUGGUUGAGGUUCUUCAGGAAAUUUGGACACUGGCCUGUCAGGUGGUGAUUGUACCAACCAUUUCUUGAGCCACGGGCCCACAGCUAGCUCUCAAACAAGCAAGUCGCACAAUGACAUGUUUGACAUCCAACAGUGAGAAGAUCUAGCAGUUCCAGCGAUCACUAACUCCUUGGAGACAUGGCAGGAGAGGCAGUUAACGCUGUGGUUUUGGCUGUGACUAGCGAGCUCACCAGCAGAGUGUUCUCCGGCCUGAUACAGAGGUACGGUAAGGAUGCAGCCACCAGGGAGAAGCUGCAGCGGCUAGAGAUGCUGCUAAUCAAGAUCAACAGCGCCGUUGAGGCGUCUCAGAAGCGCACCAUCAAGAACUCGUGGCUGCUCCAGUGGCGCGACAAGCCAGCCUUGCAAGGCAUGGAGGUUCUUGCCAGUUUCACACAGCGGGUCAAGGAUGCUGAAGAGACUAGCGACACCAAUAACCCUAACCAGCAGCAAGGCGAAGCAGCUUCUUCUUCUGCUUCUGCUCCCGCUACAGAUGUAGGUCCCCCGUCUUUCAGGAAGCAUUCUCUGUCCGGUAUGUUGCAGGGGAUUCGCAACACUAGAGCAAUUCUGUUCUCGAGUGGCAGCGGCGACAUGGUAAGGCUGAACAAGACAUUGGGAAGUUUAGAAAUGCUGUCACCAGACAUCAGUGAGUUCAUAAGUUUGCUUCACCUUGAGGCCUUGCCAAAGGCAGCUCAAACACAUUACGGUGGAUCAUUGUCGACAUGGAAGACGAGGAAGAGGAGAAGCUCGACCAGACAUAGAAAUCCCUCAGUGGAGCCUAGCUUAUUUAGUUUAUCGACAAAGUCGGACAAGACAGAAGAAAUGUCACCUGAAGAAAAAUACCCCCAGAAGUGCGACAACAAGCAUAUCUUCGACAACAAAUACUCCCAGAAGCGCAACAACAAGCAUAUCUUCGAGUUGGCGUGUAAGAAGUUAGCACUUUACCAGAAGGAGCAAGAGUUUGUGCUCCUGCGUCACAAGCUUGAGGCAGCAUUCGGCGAGAUCUCCAAGGCCGUCGAGCUGGCUGACAGACGCGACUUCGAAGACCUGGAGUGGCUAUCGUAUUGGGCUGGCAUCCUCAUGGAGGCGAAGGAACAAGUCCGGGAAGCCCUUGGCGCCACCGUCGAUGCAAAAGAUAAGCAGGAGCGAUGCGAGCAAGAAGAUGAACUCAGCAGUUUCGUCCAUAGACUAGAGGGGUUAGUUUGGGAUGCAGAAUACUUCAAGAAAUUGGUAGACCUCUGCCCUGCAUUCUAGCCUCUUGUUAUUAUUGUUGAAUAUAUAUGGUGUAUUGCCAGCCUUUUCCUCGCAAAGGAAGAUUCCACGUGAAACAAUUGGUGCAUUAAAUUUGUUGUACUCAUUUGUUUGUCUUCCUAUC
Molecule: messenger RNA, 1758 nt
Organism: Triticum urartu
Lineage: Eukaryota; Viridiplantae; Streptophyta; Magnoliopsida; Poales; Poaceae
Source: RefSeq, a predicted model, not a curated record